UACUCUGUGGCUAUAUAUACUGACCCUUCCAACCAACACAACACACUCCAGCCAGCCCUAGUUCCGAUUGUUUUCAACAGUAUCACUUUGCCAGUGGUCGAGUGUACGUCGCCAGUUACACUAUUAAGGAUAAACCCGAAACUUUAUAUUACUACAGAAUCUCCCAACCGAAAUGAUGGAUGCCAGCACUAGUCCGGACGUUCCGGAAUCUCCUUUGCCGACACAGCCCCCGACGAGUGCUUCGAAGCCCGACCAAUCGCAGCCAAAGCAACAAACUUCGGAGCAACAAUCGCAGACUCAACUGGACCCUCAAAACCCGAAUCUCCUCUCGUCUUUGUACAGCUUCUUGGUCAUUGUGAGCUUCUUCCUAGUAGGCUUCGCAGCGUUCCGAAACACUCUUACCUGGCAUCUUCAGAGGUUCUGGGGUGCAUCCGGAGAUUUCUGGCAAGCCCAAUGGGACCGAUUUAUUGACUUUACCGGUGAAGACCCCGCGACCCUCUGGGUUCUCAGUACAACCCUGUUCACCGUGUUCGUGUACUGGUUCUUCGGAGGUAUCUACACCAUUUUCGACCUAACGUGCAAGCCGGCCUGUAUCCGUCGGUACAAGAUGCAACCGGGUACGAACGAACCCGUAGACAGGACCCGUCUCCUGAAGGUCAUCGCUACGGUCCUCAUGAACCAAACCCUGGUCGGAAUCCCGAUGGCCGUGUUCAUGUACCAGGCGAUGCGAUUCCGGGGAUUGAAUGACCUCCGUGAGCUGCCCACGUUUCACUGGGUGCUGGCCGAACUGUCGUUCUGCAUCUUCAUCGAGGAGAUCGGAUUCUACUAUGCACACCGGUUGCUCCACAACCGGCACAUCUACAAGUACAUCCACAAGCAGCACCACGAGUGGACGGCCCCGAUUGCCAUCACGGCCAUCUACUGCCACCCGAUCGAGCAUAUUUUCAGCAACCUGGUGCCGCCGUUUCUGGGAAUCUUCAUGCUGGGAAGUCACGUGGCCGUGGCCUGGUUGUGGUUUACGCUGGUCAUCCUGUCGACGCUGAAUGCCCACUCCGGGUACCACUUGCCGUUCUUCCCGAGUCCGGAAGCGCACGAUUUCCAUCAUUUGAAAUUCAACCAAUGUUUCGGCGUCCUGGGGGUCCUGGACCGGCUCCACGGCACCGAUACCUUGUUCCGGAACACCAAGGCCUACGCCCGCCACAUCAUGAUGCUGAGUUUCAUUCCGGCCCGGGAAGCCUUCCCCGAACCGGCCAAGAAGGCCUUCUAAGAGACACUCCCUGUCUCUUUCUCACUCUCUAACUAUCUCUGUCACUAUCUGUCACACUGUUGUUGUAGAACGCGAGUACAUCUCCAAUCAAUCAAUCAAUGAAUCUCUGUCUACGUGUGUAUUCGUGUGCGUGCACCUUGAACACUGAUCAAAAAACUUACCCCCAUACACUGCUGUGUCAUGUUACAUCACUACCUACUACUGUUGUUAGAUAAUUACGAUGAUGCUAAACUACGAAACGGUUCGGAUGGAAGGGUGAUGGGGAUUGGGAUCCGAAAGCGGAUGGUUGGGGAGAGUUGGGUAAAACGCUGGAGACGCUACAUUCGUGUAGAUGAUACAAUUCUAGAUCGUUUUAGAGACUUUGAAACUAAGCUGUAGGUAAGGAUUACACGAAUUGCGCUUUAGAAGCGUCUCUCUGGACACUGUAUUUUGCACCGAACUGCAUAUUUUCGAAACAACGCUUCGUCAGUGCUUUAGUUUAGGGUUUCUACUGGAACGAAUGUGCAAAACUAGGUAAAUGCUAGGUCUAGUUUCACUUUUUCGUUCAAACGAAAAAGUGAGAAUAGAAUUUGUAUGAAUAAGAGAGGGGAAUAGAGAUAGGAGAAUUACACUCAUAUUCUUUCAUUUACACAAUUAUACACCACAAGACUGUGAUUAGAUGGAAAGCUAAAAGCAAAUACGCCUAUUUCUUUCAUGACUUUUAGACCUAGAAUGAGGAAAGUGAAGCUUGGCGGUGAAACUAUUUUUCAAACCCAUUUUGUGAAGAAAACCCAUUUACACUAACAUCACUAACUACUUACUCAUCGAAGAACAUACACUACUAGACAUAUACUACUUGCACUCAAAGUGUACACACCAAAAAUAAGUAAAACUAAAUGCAUAUAUUUUCAUCGGAUUUAAUGUAUGGGAAAUACAUGGUAAUUCUUCUCAGUGUA
Molecule: messenger RNA, 2202 nt
Organism: Aedes albopictus (Asian tiger mosquito)
Lineage: Eukaryota; Metazoa; Arthropoda; Insecta; Diptera; Culicidae
Product: fatty acid hydroxylase domain-containing protein 2
Exons: 5
Coding region: 173-1267 (364 amino acids)
Biological process (GO): sterol biosynthetic process
Cellular component (GO): endoplasmic reticulum membrane
Molecular function (GO): iron ion binding; C-4 methylsterol oxidase activity
Source: RefSeq, a predicted model, not a curated record